Molecule: messenger RNA, 566 nt
Organism: Prorocentrum cordatum
Lineage: Eukaryota; Dinophyceae; Prorocentrales; Prorocentraceae
Source: the annotation of a GenBank genome assembly
GCUUCUCUCGCCGAGCUCUUUGGCGACGAGGAGACGGCAACCAAGUGCCGCAAGCAGCUGGGGGGCCUGAGACGCGAGCCCAUGUCCGCGCAGGAGCGCGCGCAGCCCUGUCACGAGCGGGUCCAGCAGCUAGACGGGAUGCUAUGUGCGGAGCUUGAGAGGCUGGAGCAGCAUCAGAGUUGGGUGGUCACCCGGUCGCGAGCUGUGCAGCACAUCCAAGGUUCCCUAUUGGAAGCCGGCGCCGAGUAUGCCGUGGCGGUCGCUUCGCUGGCAAUUUCAGUCAAGAAUUCGAGCGACACCGCGGGCAUGCCCGAGGAGGUGCUGCUCGCUUCGGUGGUUGAUGGUAAGUGCGACGUCGGGAGCCUCAUCGACUUCGAGUGCUCCUUCAAUGUUGGCGACGAGCUGGAGCUGUCCAAGGGGGGCAUCUCCGAGAUGGGGGCGCGUGCGGGGCAGCUUCGCGCUCAGAUGCAGGCAGCCUCGAAGGGCGUCUUCCAGUCCUCGAUGGAGAAGGUGCGCCAGGUGGAGAUCCAGGAGGUCAAGCAGCUGCCGCGGCUGCGAGGCCAGAG